AUGAGUUGGGGAUAACCUGAAGAAGUACCUUAGCAAGCAUAAUCUUGGGGUAAUGCAGAAUCAACAUGGGGCAAUAAUGGAGAUUAAUAAUAAUAGGAUAAUAAGCCCGCAUGGGGUGAUUCUAAUAAUGGUUAGGAGAAUAAGGAAUUUAGAGGAAGAGGUGGACGAGGAGGUAGAGGCGGAAGAGGAGAUAGAGGAGGAAGAGGAAGAGGAGGAGAUAGAGGUGGACGAGGAGGCAGAGGUAGAGGAAGAGGCAAUAAUGAAAACAAAGAAGAAGGAGAAAUAAAGCCUUAAAAUGAAGGCGGAGGUUGGGGAUAAUAGACAUCUGAGGGAUGGGGUUAAUCAUAGUAAGAGAAUAAAGAACCAGCCCAAGGGUAAUCUGAUGGUAAUAAUUGGGGUGGAGGAGCACCUACAGAGAAUGCUGGAGGAUGGGGAUCAUCAAACAAUGAAGCUCAGGGCUGGGGUGGAAAUCAAGAAAAUAAUAAUAAUCAAGAUGGUUAAUAAGAAUAAUAGAAGGGUAAAGGGAAAGGAAGGAAGAGAGAUUCACCUCCUCCUGCUAAAAGAGUGAGACCGAAUCCAAUAGUAAUCACAGUAGAAGAUGAAGAGGAUAGUGAAACUUAGCAUGUUAUAAUUAAUGAAUACCCAGUGUUGUAAAAUAAGUAGAAGGGACUGAUCAAGAGUGAGGAAUAGUAAGUGUGCUUUGNCUUUAUAAGAAAAUUCUUGGUAUUUAAAUAUUCAGUACUAAUUGAUUUUAAUAAAAGUAACAAAAAAUAAUAUUUGCUUGCAAAAUUCAAAAAUGGGUUGUUGUUCUACUAAAGGAAGACGAAAAGGCUCACUUUCUAUUCCAAAAGCUAGUAUUUUAAAAAAAACAAACCCUUCUCAAUAAGUUUAAAAAGAAUUAGUCAACACGAAAAAGAAAACACUCAGUUUUUAAAUGCUGUCCAUAAAUUCCUAGGAAGUGAAUAGAAGAAGCCUUUAUACCAGACAAAUUAUUUCGGACUGAAAUGA
This is a messenger RNA of Paramecium octaurelia, 1008 nucleotides long. NCBI's taxonomy places the organism in Eukaryota, Ciliophora, Oligohymenophorea, Peniculida, Parameciidae. The record is from the annotation of a GenBank genome assembly.